UCGCGGACGCGCUCAUUCACUUCAGGUUAGGACUCCCACUGGAGUAAGGAGAGAAGGACGGGGCAGCGUCUGUCGUUAAAACUCGCAGGAGGAAAACGUAAAUCACUCGGAUACACUCCUGGAAACAACGACUUUCAGAACGUUAAACCUGAGCAGCACAUCAGCUGAAAGCCGCGUCGGUUUAUUUUUGGGCCAACGGAUUGAUCCCGGACUGUGUGCGCGCGCGUGUUUUCCUUUGGAUGCACAUACACACACAAACACGCGCGCGCAGUCACACAGGUUGCUAGCGGAGUUAGCCGGGUUUGCUAGCUCGCUGUGGUUAGCUGGGCUUUCCGUCCGCAGGGAGUGAACGCAGAGCGGGGUUAAAGUUUAGAAACAGUGCCCGACAUUUUCCAGACAGAAGGCUGCUGGUUCAGGCAUGAUGUGUGGGUUUUUCGGAGGUUUGUCAAGUUGGCCGGCUGGUAGCAUUGGCUGACUGAAGCCCAGCAUUAGUACCUCGGAUUGGACUCAUGUGUGUUCCCCGCUUCUUCCUUUUCCACUGCUGUUUUUAAACAGUUUUUUUUUUUUUAAAAAGCGGACUUUGCCCUCGGGGUGUUGUAACUCCGCUCCCUAUAUUAAAUAAAAGCCUCAAUUGAUUCUUCUUUUGGAGUUUCUCAACACUUUGCUGGAAGUUUUUAUUUCUUUCUCUUCAAGGAGGAGGUAAAAAAAGUUGUUGUGAAGUUGAGAAGGAUUUUUCCAAGCCUGUGGAAAAAAUGGAUGCGGGAAUAGAGAAAGAAUGCAGCGCCUUGGGAGGGCUCUUCCAGCUCAUCAUGAACGACAUGAAGGCCAGUUAUCCUACAUGGGAGGACUUUGUAUCCAAAGGAAAUAAACUGCAGUCACAGCUCAGAACGACCAUCGUGGUGACCGGAGCCUUCCUGGAUGCUUUUCAGAAGGUGGCAGACAUGGCGACCGGAACCAGAGGUGCCACCAAGGAGAUAGGCUCAGCGCUAACCAGGAUGUGUAUGAGACACCGGAGCAUCGAGUCCAAACUUAAGCUGUUUACCACGUCCCUCUCAGAAGGUCUCAUCACACCUCUUGAGUUGAAAAUGGAGGAGUGGAAAAAAGUGGCCAGUCAGCUGGAUAAAGACCACGCCAAAGAGUACAAGAAGGCCAGAGCAGACAUCAAGAAGAAAUCUUCAGACACCAUCAAACUGCAGAAGAAGGUGAAGAAAGGGAAGGAUGAAGCUCGGGGACAAUUGGACAACGCGCUGCAGGACGUCAAUGUGCGCUACGCUGUGCUGGAGGACACCGAGAAGCGAGCUGUGUGCAGAGCACUGAUAGAAGAAAGAGCUCGAUACUGUAGUUUUGUCAGCAUGCUAAAGCCUGUGCUGGACCAUGAGAUCAACAUGCUGGGUGAGGUGACACACCUGCAGACCAUUCUGGAAGAUCUGACAAACUUGACAGCUGAACCCAAUAAACUUCCACCAGCCAGCGAGCAGGUGAUCCUGGACCUUAAAGGUUCUGAUUUCAGCUACACCUAUCAGACACCUCCAGCUUCUCCCAGUAACACUCUCUCCAGGAAGAGCAGCAUCAGCAGCUACCAGUCAGGAUCAGUGAGACAUGUUCCCUCUUUGGACUCUAUCAGCUGUGCUGUGGAUGGACUACACAUGCAGCGCUGCUCCUCCCCCUAUCUGCUCACCGGCUGCGAUGAAAGCGGUCGAUCUCUCAGCGAAGGGAACUCCCCCUCUCGCCUCGGCCGUCACGGCAGCCGUGGUCGCUAUGGUUACGCAGCUGGCUAUGGCCACCGCCCCGCUGAGAGUCGCCGCUUUAGCCGCAGGGAUUUGAAAACUGAUUCAGUUGGGUCCACCAAUCAGCUGGCCUCUGGGGGAACUGGAGGGGCGGAGAACGGCCUCUUGGCCCCUCCACACAAUGCCUACAUACAUGGAGAGCGAGCUCGCGCCAUGUCUGCAUCUGGAAAGCACUGCUUGGCCCAGGAUCAGCUGGCAUUGUCACUGGGUGCGCUGAAUUCUGACGCCCCGAGAAGCAGCAGAGAUUCUCUGCACUGUUCCAGCGGCUAUAGCACCCAAACAACCACCCCGUCCUGCUCCGAGGACACUAUACACACCCACACUGUAAAGAGAGAUCCUCCUAUCUAUGUCGACUAUGAGUCCAUCUCUCUCCACGGAGACACUGACUCUAUCUCCUUACAUCACCUCUCCCACGGCAACAGCCAGUCAGAUUUCGACAAGUCAUCGACCAUCCCGAGAAACUCUGACCUCAGAUUCCAGUACCGGGAGUUCAUCCACUCCAAGCGUCCUGCCUCUACUGUCAGCCUAUUGGCUGAGUCCGACUUGAGUGGUGUGUCUAACCGCCAGAUGCCAUCCCACACGGCAACCAUCAGGCGCAAACCUUCAUCUAAGCCGCCUUUUCGCAGAGGAACAAUCAGUGGUGGGGUUCCCAUCCCCAUCUCCACCCCGCAGGUUCCACUCAAACCCCUCGGCGGAACCAACGGAAGCGAUGAGAACGUUUUCAAAGUGCCCUCUUCUGUAGGUUUAGGUCACAGUAAACUCUGCACCUCCACCCAGAGCCUUAGUGCUUUACCACCCUCCUCCUCCCCAUACUACCAGAUUGUCCCAGGCCAGAUGCCCAUCCCAGUGCCCAUACCCACUGUUCCUUCACUGCCAUCUGAGGGAGGGAACAGUGUCAAACAACAGCAACAGAGGCAAUACCAGCAACAUCAGCAAUACAGUCAACCACAGCAACAGCACAACCAGCAAUUCCAGAUUCAACAGUUCCAGCAACAGCAACAGAUUCAGCAGCAACAGAUUCAGCAGCAACAGUUCCAGCAGCAGAAACAGAUUCAGCAGCAACAGUUCCAGCAAUGGCAACAGAUUCAGCAGCAGUUUCAACAUCAGCAGCAGCAGCAGCAGUUCCAACAGCCCCAGAUUCAGCAAGCCCAGCAGCUGCAGCCUCAGCACGAUCAGUAUCAGCUGCAGUUGAACCAGCAGCAGAAACAGAAGCUGUUCCAGCAGCAGCAACAGCAGCACCAGGCCUACACUACUCAGGCAGAGCCCUCCGGUGUGCCCAACAACAUCAACUACCAGCCCCAGGCUCCUCCACCCUCCAGCCAGGACCAAAACCCUGAGCAGGUCACCCUAGAAGAAGAAGAAGAAGAAGGAGAUGGAGGAGGCAACAGAAACAUGUUGACCCUUCUUAGAGGAGUAAAGCUCAGAAGGACCAUCACCAAUGAUCGCUCUGCCCCUCUCCUACCCCCUCCAACCAAUCACAAAUGAGGCUGACCAGCAGAUUUUUAUUUCUCUGCUAAACUGUUAAGUUUAGUUUGGUUUCUGAAGAGAUAUCAGAGUGUGUCAGCACAGAGAAAACUCAAACACACUUUGAAAGUGUUGACAGAUUGAUUUUUUUUCGCUGGAACUCAACAUUGCUUGUUUUAUUUUAUAAAUUUACUUGAUUGCCCUUUUAAAUUUAUGUUUUAAGCAUUUUUGAGACUUUUCUGUUGUUGCAGCAAACGUCUUUUUGCCUUUUUUUUCAUGCAUUUUGAUUGUGGAUAAAGUUUUUGUGUGACUCAGUCUUACAGAAAGAACUUUUGAUUUGAUUAUUUUAGUUGGUACUCACUUCCUGGUCAGAAAAUGUCAUUAGGCAGAACAGGAAGCUGUUAGCAUCUUUGGCCUGGCUGUGUUUGAUUUGCUUUCUGCUUAGUCUCCCAGGAUGGCGGGGUUUAUCAGUAGUUCAGUGGACUCACAGUGGUUGAACCAUGAUCGUGGAGUUUCGAAUUUACUGACUCUGGGUCAGUGAUUGUCUGGUGUAUUUGAUCUGAGUAUUUAGUUGGUUUCUGGUCAUCUCAAAGAGCCAAAUGCUAACACUCGUGACUUUGCAUCUGGCUUUAGAUUUAAAUAAGGUAGAACAAGAAAGAGUUUGAGGACACAAGGACUGGGUUUGAGAUAUAUUGAGAUAUAUAUAUAUAUAUAUAUAUUUUUAAGUGGCAUAUGGUCUGAGGUCACUUGAUUGCUCUUACCUUAGAUUGGAGAUUUGUGCCACUCCUGGGACUCCAAAUGUUUCCUCUGAACGUGAGAGUUUGUGGAAUACAAUGAAAAAUGUUACUGUGGGGAAAAACUCUGGUUUGCUGUGUAAAUAAGCAUCAAAUUUUUUUUAGAGCAAAAGUCACAAAUAGACAGCGGUUUGUUGGCAACUUUAUGAGGCAACACUGAUGUUUCAGAAGAAGCGGCUUGACAAAUGUGGGUUGCAUUUUUGCUAAACAUAGCUGGCUAUGAUGAGCUGAACUGUAGAACAAAACUACCACAGGGGACUGAUGGUUUGAAUGUACUUUAUAAGGUAAACGCUGCCAUGUUUCAAGACUUAGAUUUAGUCUAGACUUAGUCUUUAGAUUUAUUUACACAGAUAUUUGCAUCAACAAGAAUGCUUUAAACAUAAUUUUGUUAAAGAGAUAUUGUGGACAAGAUACUACAUGAAUACCAAGAAAUAGGUUUUUGGCAUUUCUUGUUACUUGGUGACCAACAUAUACAUUAAUCCAAAACAACUUUAAAGUAAUUGUUUGUAGUUCUCUUUAUUUCCACUAUUAUUGGAACCCACAGAACCUAUGCAUCGGUUUAUUCUGGUGUCUUCUGUAAAUGCAUGACUGAAUCUGGGUGGUUUGUAGGCCAUGUCGUGAUAAUUCAUGUUAUGUGGCUUUGAAGUCCACUUGAUGAGUGUGCAUAUCCUGGUUACAAUAUUUUAAGGAGUCCUCCUUGUUGUUGUUCCCCUGUAUAGUUAUAGGACAUCAAUGAUGCAGAUUUAAGCACCGCUAACAUGUUGGCACGAGGAACAUUGGAUAAUACAGUUUUAUUCACAAGUAGUAAAAGUUAUGCUGAAGUCAUGUUUGAAGGGCAUCAGGAGCAGAUGUAACUUGACAAUUAUUUCGAUUUUUAAAAAGAGUUAUAUUAUUAUAUAAAAUGUGAGAAAACCAUAAAAAAUGUCUCGUUUUUCUAAAUUACUCAGAUUAUAUUAAACUAAGUUAUUUUUUUCAGCUCUAGUUACAGGUUUAAAAAUUGUUUUUGAGUAUCAACAAAGACCUUGUGAUUUUUCCAUAUUGACUAUUGGAAAAUUCAGAAGCUACUUAUAGCACUAUGCUUUUAUCAUUUAGACAAACAUUUUUCAAAUUAGUUUCUAUAAACAAAGGAUCUGCUAUAUUCAGUGAAGUUUAGGUUUUGCUUGAAGUUUUCAAUUCAACUCCACCCACUGAAAUAUCUCUGAAACAUUCGUUUUAGUUGAUUUACUGUAAUCAACUCGGAUAAAAUGCUGCUGAGCCUCAAACUGUCGUAACUUUAAAUUAAACAUUUUUUCUACAGAGUUUGGUUGGACUGAAAUAGCUGGUUCUAUUUUUGAUCUUUGUUCCAAUUUGGUAAAAUGUUUACCUCUGCUAAUCAUGACCUUCUAAAUCAUAUAAGUCUCUUUAUUUUAUUUUUUAUUCCCUGUUUUGUUUUUGUUUUAUUUUGUUUUUUAGUUUAUAGUCCUUUAAGUCACACCUCAGAUGUUUUCAGUAAUUAACCUGGAGUUUUGUCUUCUGAUGCACUUCAGUCUAAGACCAUGAGAAAUUGGGGGCGCUCACUUCCUGUGCUUGAACCAGAAAAAUAUAGCAUCAAGUGCAGGUUAAUAAAAGUUGACUAAAGAAAUAAUUUGUAGCUUAGCAUAUUUUACCAUGGCAGCCUCAUUACUUGGGUGUUUCCUGCUAAUACAGCUGCUAAACCGAUGUGUUGCUUCUAAAAGUUGCCCAUCUUCUUCAUUUGUGAGCUGUUAGCAUGUUGGACUCAGAUUGUCCUCAGUUAAAGAUUUGGCGAAUUUGAGUGGUUAAAAUAAUUUUUGUUGGAGCAACAGCUGAUUACUUUUAUAAUAAUUUAAUGUGGUAGUUCUUCUGUUGAUUAAUCCAACAAUAAUUAGGUUUAUAAAAGAUCAGGAAAUGGAACAAAACAGUCAAAUGUCCAAAAUCCAUAAAUAGUCAAAUUACAAUUUUAGAAAUCAAAGAAAAAGGUUUUUUUUUUCUUUUUGUGUUGGGGGGUCUUUUUUUUUUUUUUUUUUUAAAUAAUUGAUUAAUGAAUUAUUAAUUUUUCCACAUUGUUUUAAUUCUUAGCUCAAAAUUUUACAUUCUAAUAAAUUAUUUCCUCUGAUUCUUAAAACUUAAAAUUUUGGUUUAAAAAUUAUAUAAAACAUGGACGUAGCUUCUAUAUUUAAGUGAAUACCUGCAUUCUCACUAACAGCCAACACGGGGGACAAAUGUUGUUAGAAAAAGAAGUCUGUGGACAAACAACCAUACUUCUUACUUAUCUGUGAUCUCCCUUUCCUGAUGAGUUGUUGGGCUCUGUCACUGCUUUGAAUACAACGUUAUUUUCAUUUUAAUUCUUCUUCCUAUUAGUCUCAUAAAGCAAAGUGAGGGUUAGUUUAAGCUGUGCAGUGUUUCUGGGAUUCUCAGAUUGCCCUCUUGCUCGUGCCAGCAGUGGGUGAUUUCAGAGGCUACAUCCAUCUUUUAUGUACAGUCUGUGCCUAUUGGACAGAAAAUUAUAACAUGAUAGCAAUUAUGAUACUUUCUACCAAAAUUAUACCUGAAACUGCUGAGACGACAUUAAAGCAGGAAAAUUUAAGUUAAUUCAACCGGUAAAUUUUUUAUUUUGGUUCGUAGCUCCUAAUUUCUUUGGUGCGAGGAGCUCUGGGCCUCAGUAUUUCUAAAGUUCUACUUUGAAGCUGCCUGUGAGAGACCUGCUGCAUGCUGGGAAAUGCAGUCUGCUUUGUGGUCAGCUGGUCCUGGUCAGUUCCCGGAGAGACUUUUGUGUACUUUUUGUGACUUCCUGCAGCUUCAUUCUGAUUCGUCUUUAAGCCUCUCUUUUUGAUUGGACCCAAUGAGCCCCACAGCAGUUGUGUAUGUAUAUAUUAGUGCUUCUAUUCCUGGGAGAGAUCUAAGUCUAUAAAUCUAUAUAAAGAUGUACGUAUACGUAUCCUGAUUGUACUUUUAUUUUGUUGAUUUAUUAUUGAUCUGAUGACGUGGUUGGUUGGAUCUGAUGCUGCCAGUGAUCGUCGCUCAUCAUAAUUUUUUUUGUAGAAAAGCUUUAAAGGAGGAAACCCAGUGAACUUCCAGGUCUUUGAGGAUCUGAUACCUGAUUGGACAUCAGACUGUUAAACAAAAGGACUGAAAGGACAUCUAGAUGAUAUAAACCAAGAGAAUGUAGACAUGUUCUGUUCUUCAUCUUUUGACGCUCGCUGUGGGAUCAACAACAACAAUAAUAAUAAUAAUAAUAAUGCUGAUGCUAAUUGGUUCUGGUAUUUUUUUUGUCUGUGUUCUGUUUACUGUACUCUUUACACCUGUAGCAGUAUAAAUUUGCUGUAGGAGUGCUCUGUUUCUAUAAAAAGUUCAAUAUGCAGAAAACUGAAGGACUGCUGACAGCUAUUCAUAGAGCUGAAACUCUACAAAAUAAGCAGUUCUGAAAACUUUGGUCAAACACUGCAAGUAAACAUUCAUCUUUUGUUUUUGUCCUUAUUUUUGUUGUAUUGCAGCUACUUUAUCAUUUACAGUACCAGCCAGCACCUCCUCUAACUGAAGUGCUCUCACAUGAUCCUCUGGGGUGUGAUUUAGGCGUGUGUGGGGUACAAAUACAAAAUCCUUUCCACGGAGUACAGCGAACACACAUAACAGUGUCCUCAAAAGGGACCCUUUACGCUGCUCCUUAUUUUCUGCCAUUUAUAUAUUCUGUUAGUGGGAUGGAUGUUAAUGGUUAAACAUGGCCAACGUUUCAAAUAAAGAGUUCAACAUUUUUACAAGUAAUCACCAAGAGCCAAAAUCUCAAAGUGCUUUUAGUUCCUUUCUACUCUUACAACUGUACGAUGUCAUUAAUAGCAUAUAUCCCUAUUGUGGUCAUCUCAGAACAGAAGCCCCACCCACAUCAGAAGAUAUGUAUCCUAAAGGGGCCCUGUUCUGCGUAUUUGUUUGCCCAACUACAGAAGCUCAGCAUGAUUUAUCCUGUAAUGUUCACGCUGCCAUGCAAAAGCAGUGGUACCUGUGCUUCUGUAGGACCAGUGAAGUGGCGGACGAGUAAAAAGCGAUUACAGUUGUGUUUUUUUAUUGAAUUUAUUGAAAGGAUCCUCAAUAAUCUGAAUGAUGGGCAGUAAA
Molecule: messenger RNA, 8149 nt
Organism: Maylandia zebra (zebra mbuna)
Lineage: Eukaryota; Metazoa; Chordata; Actinopteri; Cichliformes; Cichlidae
Source: RefSeq, a predicted model, not a curated record